CAUUAGUGUAAGUGGUGCAAAAACAAAGAAACAGCCGCUAAAUAUCAUUAUUUAUGUUUUCCUGUAACUUUCUCUUUAACCCGAAUCGGAAGUUGACUUGAGCGUCGUGGUUCAGUUUUGGUUGUCCAACAUUUUAUUCAAACAUGUAAACACGCGUGGAAGUAAAUAACAGCCCUGGAGGGAAUAUUUUAUAUGGUGUGUGAAAUUGUGUGAAAUUACAGCCGAGAUAUACUGGGCUAAAACGGUAAAGGUUGUAUUAUGGACUUCAUGAAAGAAAACGAAGAUGAUGAUGGUGAAGAAGCCGGUGGCGAGGAUGAGCGCUUCUUUAUUGAGGGCUCCAGCUGUUCAGAAAGUGAAGAAAAGAUCAAGUUUAGUCACCAGAAGCAGCACAGCAGCUGCAAACAAGCCACUGAGCGGAGCAGGGGAAGCUCUCCUCCGCUCCUCCUGGCCUUCUCCGUCACAACUGGACGGCUGCUGCAGGACAGCAGCCCCAGCUCCGACUUACAGGAAGAGGAGGACAGUGACCAGCACAUCGAGGACUGGAUGAUCCUGGGAGGAGGAGAGCAGGAGGGAGACUCAAGCAUCCAGCUCAAUCUGAGCUACUGGAGCAGCAUCUCUGGCGAUGACUCUGGAGAUGAAGAUCAGAAUAUAAAAUCAGUUGAAGAUACCUGGGCUGUAUCGGAGAAAGACAAGUGUUUUGCUGAUCAGUCUCUGCUCAGCCGCUACUUCGUGCGCGGCCGUUCUCUGAUGUGUCACAUCUGCAACAGGACGGGACACCAGGCCAAAAGCUGCUACAUCCACAAGAAAUGUCCCACCUGUAUCCUUUGUGGGAUCCAGGGCCACAUCCAGAGGGACUGUCCGUGCCGCCCCUGCCCCAGCUGUGGACUGCCCUCACAUGGCCUCAGGCCCUGUGAAAAUCCCCCAACAUGGAACCAACACUGCCAGCGCUGUGGGGUGACAGGACACCUCUCUGAUGCCUGCCCUGAUAUAUGGAGACAGUAUCACAUGACAAUCCGGUUAGAGAUUCCCCCCGGGCCAUGGAAAGUCCACUCCCUCAAACAUAAGAAACGCCCUGUUCAUUGUUACAACUGCUCUAGGAGGGGACAUUAUGGCUAUGAGUGCACUAAAAGGAGGAUGGUCAGUGGUUCGUCUCCCUCCCUGCCUUAUGUUUGCCACUACGACACCAUGGAAGACAUCCUCCAACGUCGCACCAGGAUGCUGAGGAGAGCUAAAGAGCUUGUGAGUGCUGGAUCCCUGUUGCUCUUAGAGCAGCAGCAUUUGUCCGAACCAACAGGGGAGAGCGGCGAGGAGAAUCAGCCGGUACAGGGGAGGAGCAAGAGGAACCAGGAGGCACGGAGCCAUGGCGGCAGGAGGAAGACUUGGCCUGAAAGGCGCAGAGAGAGACAGGAGGUGAAGAGGCUGAGGAGGGAGGCUCAGGCCAGACGUGAAGGAGGACUACUGGUGAGGUCCCGGGGUCACUCUGAUGAUGAAGCCUGCACUGCAGAUCCCCUAAGGUCCCCCCUCCACGGUCAUGGACAGUCCACACCCCCUCCACAGAAGAAGAAGAGGAAGGAUGAGGCAGGUGGCAGAAGGAGCAGGAAGAGCAGAGAGGCAGAGAGGUGGAAGAAGAGAGGAGGGAUGAAACGUGGGGAUUUAUAUCCCUAUGUUGACCUUGACAGCGGUAGUAAAAACCUUCUUUCCCCAAAGCAGAGGGUACGCCACCGAAGAAGAUAAAGUAAUUUUUUUUCUUUUGUUGUAACUAAUAACAACAAAAAAGAUUUUGUGUUUUGUUUUCUUUUGAGUAAUUCAUUUAUUUAAUGUCAAUACAAAGACCUGUAGAAUAGGAGGAUAUACAGUUGAAGGAUGCUAAUUUUUAGUGUAACUGUAUGAAUGUAUUUUAGUACUUUAACCUUGGUUUGUGUGUGCAUCUACUACUAUGAAACUGGCGGGGCCAAAUUUUAAGCAUGUACAGUUUUCAGCAUAUUUUGGAAUAUGUUUUUACACACUGUGCCUGUUUUAUUUGACCCAUAUGUAUCGUGUGUUUUGGGGCUGAUUUGUUAUCUUCUUAAAUAUAAAGAUAUUUUUACGGUGCUGUAGCCUUUUCUGUCAUUAAAAUACUUGAAACCAGGUCACACACCUUUAAUUGGCAAGUGUAAAGGUUAAUAUUUAUAUUGUAAAGACAACGACAAUAAACAUGAAUUUACAAAUAA
This is a messenger RNA of Thunnus maccoyii (southern bluefin tuna), 2210 nucleotides long. RefSeq names its product zinc finger CCHC domain-containing protein 7-like. Bases 259 to 1734 code for a protein of 491 amino acids. NCBI's taxonomy places the organism in Eukaryota, Metazoa, Chordata, Actinopteri, Scombriformes, Scombridae. The record is from RefSeq and is a predicted model, not a curated record. Gene Ontology annotation, molecular function: nucleic acid binding; zinc ion binding. The transcript has 9 exons.